AUGAGCAACUCCAAGAAAGUCAGGGGGCUGAGGACCAGUGGCAUCAGACCUUCCUCAAAAGACUCUGGGCUCCAGCCAACUUUUGAACUUCAUAGCUUCCCAGUUUUCAGUGUCUCCAGUUCCCAGUCUGAGGAGCCUACGUAUGAUGAGAUGACAGAGGUGAAAGCUGAAAUUGUUUUCAGUCUCUCUAGUUCCCAGUGUGAGGAGCUUAUCUAUGAUGAAGUGACAGAUGUGAAAGGUGAAAUUGGGUGUGUGAGACAUGGUGUGAUUCGCCUGGUGCUGCAGCUGCUUUUCUUCAUUCUCUUCUCUGGGGUCCUUGUGGCAUUUCUUCUCCAAGUUCCAAAGUUUCCCUGCACCCAGGAUCAAGAGGAGAUCUACAAGAAACUCAUGCAACUGAAGACUAGAAUAGACCUCCUGUGCCGCCCCUGCUCCUGGGACUGGAUGCUUUUCCAUGGAAAUUGUUACUUUUUCUCCAUAACUAAACGCAACUGGAGUGAUUCUCUCAUUGCUUGCAAGGAAGUAGGGGCUCAACUAAUCAUCAUUGAAAGUGAUGAGGAGCAGGCUUUUCUACAGAAGAUGUAUAUGAGUAAAGGCCAUCUCUGGAUUGGACUCUCAGACAUAAAACAGGAAGGCUCAUGGCAGUGGGUAGAUGGUUCACCUCUGUCACCAAGCUUUAAAAACAAAUAUUGGACCUCAUGGGAAAACAGAGAUGCUUCAGAGAAAGACUGUGUAGAACUGACAUAUGAUGGCUGGAAUGACACCAACUGUUCUCUGAAGAAAUUCUGGAUCUGUAAGAAGUCAUCAGUAUCCUGCACCAACAACUGA
Messenger RNA from Apodemus sylvaticus (European woodmouse), 825 nucleotides. Its product is annotated as CD209 antigen-like protein E. The coding region runs from base 1 to 825 and encodes 274 amino acids. Lineage: Eukaryota; Metazoa; Chordata; Mammalia; Rodentia; Muridae. The transcript is spliced from 9 exons. The record is from RefSeq and is a predicted model, not a curated record.